Messenger RNA from Fraxinus pennsylvanica, 408 nucleotides. NCBI's taxonomy places the organism in Eukaryota, Viridiplantae, Streptophyta, Magnoliopsida, Lamiales, Oleaceae. The record is from the annotation of a GenBank genome assembly.
AUGUUUCCUGCCAUUAGAUUGAACGGACAUAUCAUCUCAAUCCUCGACAAAUGCAACAACCUUAAUCACCUCAAACAACUUCAAUCCCAUGUCAUCACUCUUGGCCAUGGCCAAAACCAUUUCUACACAUUCAAAUUGCUCCGUUUAGGUAUAGAAAAGCUCUCAAUUACUGCCUACGCCAGGUUACACGAGGGAAUUACUGUUCUUCUUUCUGAAGAAAUGCCCGAGGGUAUUAGAGACAAGCCGUUUUGGAAUUCUAUUGUUGCCGAAUGUAUGCAGAAUGAGUUGUUUUCGAAGGUUAUUGAGUUCUUUAGGAGAAUGAUUUUGAGAUGGGGAUUGAGGAAAGGAAUAGGUCUAAUCAGGUGGCGGUGGUUUAUACGCUUUUUGCUUGUGGGCAUUGUUGGAUGA